Vitrella brassicaformis is the source of this 4849-nucleotide messenger RNA. NCBI's taxonomy places the organism in Eukaryota, Vitrellaceae. The record is from the annotation of a GenBank genome assembly.
UCACUGAGCAUACGCUGCAUUCAGUCAGUCAGUCCAUCGGCCACCCGUGUGUCGCCAGCAUGUACGUACGUACGUACGCACAGCACACAACGCAUACACACAGACCACACAGAUUGAUUCUCAUGCGGUACAGAAGAAACAACCAUUUGUGCCAGCCGCCCAGCCCAAGGCUACAGCCCAUCCAUUCAUCAACCUCACCCUCACUCACACAACGAACGGCGAAAGUGGCAUACCCAUCAGUCAGUCCCACUCCCCUCGGCCUCCCCGCCCGUGUCUCAUGUAAUACAGCUAUCAUGUGGUGGUGGUGGUUGUCUCGGGGCCGCCCUGGCCCUCUCGCUCCGCCUUGAGCUUGGCCAGCUCCUCCUACAGGAACGUACCACCCAGACACACAACGCACCGCACAUAUAUACCGAUUGAGUGUGUGCAUACAAACUUGGCUUGAGGGGCAUGGCAUACGUACGUCGCAGGAGGAGACGAGGUUCUGCCAGCACCGUGUGUUGUCACGCGAGUUCGACACAAACUCCUGCACACACAGACACUCACACGUGCAGUGCAGGCAGCCCCUGCCUGCCUCUCUCUCUCUCUGUAUCACUGCCUGACUGCUUACGCACCCACUUACCUCGCAUUUGGUGGAGUAUCUGGCGAUUUGUUCAAAGAAUGGCAGCCACACGACGUUGAUGAAGAAUAUCUGUGCCUUGGCCAUGUUGGUGUUGUACCGGUCGAAGAUCGGCAGCGACACACCCAAACCCAGCGCCUGCUCUGCACACACACAGCACAGCAGACAGAGGACAGAACGAACAGCAUGAGCGCAUACCAUACACAUCGAUCGGUCCUUGACGGAAUGAAUCAUCAAUCGCUUGCCUUUGUCUCCCUGGUCCCAGAAUUCGUUCAUGCACAUGCUGGCCCACUGGGUGGCCAGCUGCCACGGCUUGCCUGAAAAGCGAUACAUACAGACAGGGAGCGACACCACACCCGCCCAGCCACCAAUGUAAUGGCAAGACAGACAGAUAUGGAUCAGAUGAGGGUGUUCGGUUGGUUAGGCAGCCUGUCCUGCCUGGGUUAGAAAUGUCGGCAGCGUGAAGUAUGACGGAGAAGAACAGCUCACGGUCACUGGCAUUGCCGCCAGCCUGCGGCAUGAAAUCUGCAUAUAUAUAUGAUAUGCAGCCAGCAACAGUGUACAUACCUAUGAUAUGUGUGUGUUCAUGCCAUGCAAUGCGUGUGUCUCUCUCUGUGUGCGUCUUGUCUUGGUCGCCUUGCCUUGUGCGUCUAGUCUCGACUUGAGAUGGUUCUGAAUCAACGUGUGCUUGGACAUGUCAGCUGCACACACACACAUACACAGACAGACAGCCACACGGGUGCCGUGUGUGUCUGCAGUGAGUGACUGUGUUUGUGGGUGGUCAUAUAUGUCUUACUGUCCAGGACCAUCCUCAUCGCCAGACGCCGCAAAUCACGGCGCCUGAUCACAAACAGAGGCACAGACAUGGCUGUGCUGUGCUGUGGUGUGCUGGGGCACUGCAAGCCUGUCUGUCUGUGUGUGUAUGUCGGGGGCGGGGUGGGGCGUGUGUGAUACUGAACUGUUCGUUGUCCCAUUGCUGGAAGAGCCCCCCGUGCGGCAGGCUGAGCAGCAGCUCGAAGGCUGACGCCACGUGGUAGUUCUCCAGCACCGACUGAUCUGCAUGUAUGGGCCACACACAGCACAGCACAGCAGAGCACAGUCAAUCCCACCUAAAGCCAUACAUACAGUGGGUGUAAGUCAAUCCCCUACCGUUGUAUCUGAUUGCGAGGGGGUGGUUGCUGUUGACUGCGAACUGGUUGUUGAACCCCGGGUGUCUGAAGUCGUGGAUGGCCGCAGAAAACAAGAUGGCGAACACCUCAAACGGACUCAUCUCCACUUGCUGUCAGCCACACACACACAGAGACACACAUACAUACACAGACAGACAUACAUACAUAAGUGGGAUGGCUGGGUGUGUGUGGGUGUGUGUGUGUGUGCGACCCUCCUGACUGACCUGUGCGAAUUGUGCCUCAGUGAGCAUCCAGAAAGAUGUGUGGACCACAUCGGCGGCGUGGAUGUUGUUGUGGAACAACUUAUUCCUGUCGUACCCUGCACACACAGAGAGAGACACAUGAGCGAGCGACCAAGGACACCCAGUCCGUCAGUCCUCAAUGCAUGGAUGGAUGCAUCCAUCGAAUCCGCACCUCUCUCGAUGUAGUGAAAGAACGCCAACAGAUCAUCUGCUGGCAGGCGCAACUGACACACACACGCAGAGCACACAGCACACAGCACACAGCCCAGCCACGAUUGAUAGAUAGGUGGUCGAGUGGCUGUCUCCGAUUGAUUCCCCCUAGGCCUGUCUGAGGCCUCCACACCAACCUGUUGUAUGAGGUCGAGUUUGUUCAUGAGUAUCCAGCAUAUGUUGAGCAGCGGGUGCCCGCCGCACAUGUCGCUGAACUUGAAAAUGUCAAACGACAUACUCCCACCACUCUCACCGAAGUACGACGCUGCCUGAACCCACCCAAGCAUACCACAUAUAACAUUGCCCUCAUUUGCUGCGUCCAUCCGUACGUCCAACUAGCUAUCUAUCGUCACCUCACCUGGGCGCUCAGCAGUCCUCGGAUUCUCUCCGCUUCCUGCCGAACGCUCGUAUCGCGUGGAAACAGCAACGGCUCCAGCUCCCUGCAAUGCAAAUCCACCGCACACAAAGCAUAUACAUACCACGCAUAGAAAGUAAUCGAUCGCCAACCGACUUGGGCAAGGGUGCUGGGGAUGGUUGCGACUCAGAGUCGUCCGCUUCGGGCCGGUCGCCCUGCUUCUUGUCCUUCGGCGGGCCUGCAGAUCACCAGAGGAUCGUCCAAGAACAGACCCUGCCCUGAUCAAAGCUCACUCUUCUCUCUUAUUACCGUCGCGGACACUGCAUGAGAACGAACACACAACCAGAGGGAAGGAUGCCGAGUGAAGGAAGCAUCAAGAGACGUGCCCGGCUGUGUCUCUCUGUGUGAGCAUACGCGGGGCUUCUGGGAGGGAGUGCGUCGUGUGUGAUUUGGCUGAGCCAUGAGAAGAGCUCCCUCUCCUGGCUCAGCUCGGGGUUUCCCUGCAGCUCGCCCAUGUACGAGAGGUCAUCGAUAUACCAGUGCUGAGACGACAGCUGCUGAAUCGCCUUCAUGCACAGGCUCAAACGAGACUGAAUCGCUGACAAAGAGAGAGAUACACACACCACCAACCCAACCACACGCAUCGCAUCAAGCAGAGACACACGUGUCACUUACUCACACACGUGCUCGUGUGUCUAUCAAGUGUGCGAGUUCCCUACCUGCCUGUCUGCCUGUCUGAGUGCGUAUCCGUCUUGCUUACUGGGGUUGUUAGCGAAUUCGUCCAUUUGUCUGAGGUCGUUAAGGAGGUCGAGUGACUCGGACGCCGGGCCGUGGACUCUGCCCAGCGUCUGCUUGACCACAUCCAACACGUGGUUGAUCUUCACCGACGGGCGCUCCGGCUGACCGCCGCGGCGGGACCCCUGGCUGCCGGGGUCAGACACCUACCGAACGAAGGGAUGGAGACAUACGUUCAUGCCAUGAUGGACGGACAGAGUCCGACAGACAGACAGGUCUGUCGGUAUUCUUGCUUGCCUUGAGCAUGUCGGCGGAGGUGGGGAUACUGGGUGUUGAGUGUCUUUUCUUGGCCAGGUCUCCCCCUAUCCACAGUGACGAGUUGACGCUCGACUGCACCCGCCCCUUGGUGGUGCGACCCGCCCCCAGAAACCUGUCCUGCUCGUCCUUGGCUACCACCGAAGGCAGAAACGUGACUACACCUCCUGUGCCGGCCCCGCCGCCCUGCACCGACCCAAUCGAUGACCCCGGUGUGAAGUCGGGGGCCGAGGCCGAUGUGGGCAUGGGCUUGGUGUGGAGUGAGAACUGCAGCUGCAGAUGGAUGGGCGAGCGGCCCGGUGCGGUGGGGGGGUUCAGGUGGGCGGGGCUGGUGGCCGCAGAGGCGGACGCAGUCGGAGACACCUGCUCGGGGGCGGUGGGCUGGCUGGGCAGCGUCUCUGACUGCUGCUUGUACGCAUCCUGGCUCGUGUGUAGUGCAGACAAACAAGGGAGACACAAGUCAGUAAGCGUGUGCGUGGAAUACAUACAUGUCAGCUCGGCAUUAUUACCAGUGAGCUGAGCAGCUGCGGGAUGGUGGAUGCAUCGAGCUUGCCCGCCUCUGUGAGAUGCUUCUCCAGAAUCCUCUUCAGAUCCUCCCUCUGUGUGAAAGGAGAGACGAAACGCGACAAAGUUAGAAUCGAUCUGUCUCUCAUGCCCGUCUCGCUUACCGAUAUUGAGAAGCGGGUGAGCGCUUUGUCCCCUGUGCCCUCCCCGGGCUCCUUCCCCUCAGCGCGGUACCUCUCCUGACAGACAGACAGACAGACAGCCACACCGCACAGUAGAACCAGACCGAUGGGGGCCUGCCUCUGCUCCUUCCCAAGCUCCCUCGGUGCCGCUGACUGACCAGCUUGUGCAUGAGUUGAGGCAGCUGCUGCAGUCUCCCGUCGGGCCUCCAGUGGUCGUCUAGCAACUUGCGGAAAUCCUCCUCCUGCACAGACAGACACGCGCACACAGACACACUCGUGGCGGUUACCAGAGGGCUGGCCCCACGGGCGCCAGGGGUGGUGCUUGUCGGAGGUAGUACCACGAUGGUGUAUGUGCCCAGCCCCAUGACCCGCAUCAUGGAGUGUUCGGUUGCCAUUGGGGUGGCCUCAUCUCCCGCCUCCUCGCUGCUGUUGGACCGGGAAGCCUCCAUAGAAAUAUAACUUAUAGGCCGGAAGGAAGCAACAAGACCCACAACCCGAUGCAGGCACAAUGACCGACGCAC